AUGUUCAGUUCUCCUGUAACAACAAUAUUGGGUAUUGUGCCGCUUUUUGCUAUGGGUCUCACCUAUUUCCGAUAUAAUAGUGUGGAUCCAGAAUCUCAUCCAAUCGAUGUUCAAAAUGUGCUGCCAUACUACGACUUCGUAAUUGUGGGUGGCGGUUCAGCGGGUGCCGUAUUGGCGUCCAGGUUGUCGGAAAUAGCAAACUGGACGGUGUUGCUGUUGGAAGCCGGCGGAGAUGAAAACGAAAUAUCGGACGUGCCCGCUCUCGCCGGAUACCUGCAGCUUUCCGAUAUGGAUUGGCAGUACCAGACGAUGCCGCCAGGAGAUCGCGCCUACUGCCAGGCGAUGGUAGGAGACAGGUGCAAUUGGCCACGCGGUAAAGUAUUAGGAGGUUCCAGCGUUUUAAAUGCGAUGGUAUACGUGCGAGGAAAUCGCAAAGAUUACGAUCUUUGGGAAUCUCUAGGCAAUCCGGGAUGGUCAUACGAUAACGUGUUACACUACUUUUUAAAAUCAGAAGAUAAUCGCAAUCCUUAUCUAGUGAAAACGAAAUACCACUCCGCCGGUGGAUAUCUCACAGUACAAGAAUCCCCAUGGCAUUCGCCUCUAGCUUUGGCUUUCCUCAAAGCCGGCGAAGAAUUAGGAUACGAAAAUCGAGAUAUCAACGGCGAAGAGCAAACGGGCUUUAUGAUGGCUCAGGGAACAAUCAGACGGGGAAGUCGAUGCAGCACGGCCAAAGCUUUUCUGAGGCCGGUCAGGUUACGAAGCAAUCUACAUGUGGCCAUGCACUCGCAAGCGAUGCGAAUAUUGUUCGACGCAAACAAACGUGCUACCGGCGUCGAAUUUAUGCGGAAUAAAAAACGUCAAGUCGUAAAAGCCCGACGUGAGGUUAUUUUAUCCGCAGGCGCCAUCAACAGUCCACAGUUGCUCAUGCUGUCGGGGGUGGGUCCGGCCGAGCAUCUGCAGGAACAUUCGAUCGACGUUCUAUCAGAUUUAAAAGUCGGAUAUAACUUGCAAGAUCAUGUCGGAUUAGGCGGACUGACGUUUGUAGUCGAUGCGCCGAUUACAUUCAAAAAAGCUCGAUUUCAAACCGUUCCUGUAGCUAUGGAAUAUGUAGUGAACGAACGCGGACCAAUGACCACAUUAGGAGGAAUAGAAGGUUUGGCAUUCGUACACUCAAAAUACAAUAACAGAAGCGAAAACUGGCCUGACAUUCAAUUCCAUUUCGCGCCCAGUUCUGUAAAUUCAGACAGUGGAGAACAAAUUAGAAAAAUUUUGGGUUUAAGAGAUAGGGUAUACAAUACUAUGUACAAGCCAUUGGUUAAUUCGGAAACGUGGACCAUUUUGCCUUUGCUGUUGCGACCAAAGAGCACCGGAUGGGUCAGAUUAAAAAGUCGUAAUCCUCUACACUAUCCUGCAAUAGAACCAAAUUAUUUUGCGCAUCGUGAAGAUAUUCUCACUCUCAUUGAAGGAAUAAGAAUAGCGCAUGCGGUAUCAAACUCGAGUGCUUUUCAAAAAUAUGGAUCGAGGCCGAAUUCAUUAGCUAUGCCAGAUUGCAAACAACAUGAAUUUGAUAGCGAUGCAUAUUGGGAAUGCUGCUUAAGACAAUUUACAUUCACCAUAUAUCAUCCUACAAGCACAUGCAAAAUGGGACCGCCGGACGAUCCUGAUGCCGUUGUCGAUCCGAGACUGAGGGUUUACGGAGUUUUAGGCUUAAGAGUUAUAGAUGCCAGUAUUAUGCCCACAAUAGUCAGUGGCAAUCCGAAUGCCCCCACGAUAAUGAUAGCGGAAAAAGGAGCCGAUAUGAUAAAAGAAGAUUGGCUACAAAGAUGA
This is a messenger RNA of Ctenocephalides felis (cat flea), 1827 nucleotides long. Its product is annotated as glucose dehydrogenase [FAD, quinone]-like. Bases 1 to 1827 code for a protein of 608 amino acids. Gene Ontology annotation, molecular function: oxidoreductase activity, acting on CH-OH group of donors; flavin adenine dinucleotide binding. The record is from RefSeq and is a predicted model, not a curated record. Lineage: Eukaryota; Metazoa; Arthropoda; Insecta; Siphonaptera; Pulicidae. The transcript has 3 exons.